Messenger RNA from Carlito syrichta (Philippine tarsier), 835 nucleotides. It is a transcript of the gene DKKL1, whose product is annotated as dickkopf like acrosomal protein 1. Gene Ontology annotation, biological process: negative regulation of canonical Wnt signaling pathway. Bases 1 to 744 code for a protein of 247 amino acids. The record is from RefSeq and is a predicted model, not a curated record. Lineage: Eukaryota; Metazoa; Chordata; Mammalia; Primates; Tarsiidae. The transcript is spliced from 5 exons. Gene Ontology annotation, molecular function: co-receptor binding; receptor antagonist activity.
AUGGGGCAAUCCCCCCCACCUACUCCCGCAAUGAGGCAUCUGCUAGUCCUGCUGCUGCUGCUUCCCUCUACCCUGGUGCCCCCCUCCACUGCAGCCCCUAUCUGGGAUGCUGUCGACCAGGAGAACUCCUCCGGUUUUCUAGGACUCCAGAGCCUACUCCGAGACUUCAGGCAUUUUCUCCUGAAAAAUGACCUGCUGCGAAGCAUGGACAACUUCUUCAAGGCCUCCAUGGACUUCCAGAGCCUUCCCCAGAACUACCACCGAGAAGAGAACCAGGCACACCAACUGGGGAACAAUACCAUCUCCAGCCACCUCCAGAUCCACAAGGUGACUGACAACAAGACAGGGGAGAUGCUGAUCUACAAGAAGUUGGUGGCAUCCAUCGAGCCAGCAGAGGGGAGAUCAGAGGGUGACUGGAAGGUACCCAAGAAGGAAGAGAAGGAGACCCUGGUGCCCACUGGAAAGGCCAAGGCCAUGGACAGCUUCCACUCAGAACUCCAUCCCACCCCCCGGGUGGCCUUCUGGAUCAUGAAACUGCCUCAGCAGAGGUCCCACCAGGAUGCCCCGGAAGGCAGCCACUGGCUUAGUGAGAAGCGACACCGCCUGCAGGCCAUCCGGGAUGGGCUCCGGGAGGGGACCCAGGAGGGCAUCCUUGAAGAGGGGACCCAGGGCUCCCGCCGCUCCAGGCUGCCUACCCGCAAGACCCACUUCCUGUACAUCUUCAGACCCUUCCAGCGGCUGUAGGGGUGGGGACUGGCAGCACUCACCCUGUACCCCCCACCCAGCCCUGUCCCAAGCACCACAUGGAAAUAAAACUUUAUUUUGUUUCUAGUAA